ACGUUCCACCAGGUUGAAGCAGGUGCUUGCCGUUGCUGAGAUCCAAUGGCGGCGGCGGCGGCGCUGGGCGAGCCGAGCGUUGAGUUGAAUGAGUUCUCGCCACAGUUGAAGUGAGGCAGCCGUCACCGCGGGACGCAGCCCGUGGCGCCGCGGGGGAAAGACAGCAGCAGACACUGGAACGCGCAGGCGGCCGCCACGCAUGUGCUAGCGUCACGGCUAGCCGUGCCAUGUCAUGACGCCGCCGGAGGUUGCCUCCACAACUGUCCGCUGUUACUUCGAGACGCACCCUCUUUUCUCACCACACCGGUGCGUGACCGAAACCUUAUUUUUCUGGAGGUGUUCGGCUCCAUUUGUAUCGUCAUAGAAAGCAAACCCGUGGAUACAUUUGUGCUUUUUUUUUUUUUUUUUUUUUUUUUUUUUUUUUUGAACCGGGAUGGCCGAGAGAACCUCUGCCGGACUGUUGACCGUGACGCUGGAGCCCACGCCGGCUGUCGCCAUGACCCUGCCGGAGGAGGUCCGGGCCAAGUUGGCAGAGCUGGAGUUGGAGCUCUCGGAAGGGGACAUCACUCAGAAGGGCUAUGAGAAGAAAAGAAGCAAACUGUUGGCACCGUUCAUCCCACAGAUACAAGGUGUAGAUCCCUCUCUACAGAUUGACAGCCGGAUCCAGCCCUCCUCCCAGGCUGUUCUCUCAGCAUCCAAACAAAACAAAUCUCGGGCAGCCAACACCAGGGAUGAACGCUUCCGCUCUGAUCUGCACACAGAAGCCGUCCAAGCAGCUUUGGCCAAAUACAAAGAAAGGAAGAUGCCCAUGCCGUCCAAGAGACGAUCCGUGCUAGUCCAGUCCUCUGUUGAGGCAUGCACCCCGCCUGACACCUCCUCGGCAUCUGAAGACGAGGGCUCGCUGCGGCGAAAGGGACGUCUGGCCAACUCCACGCCUAGCCAGAGCCACAGCCACCCGGCCGUUGAGCACUGGUUUAACCGGGUCAUCCAGGGUUCGUCCACCUCAUCUUCCGCUUCGUCCACCUCGUCCCACCCUGGAGGGAGGUCUGCCACAACCAGCACCAACGCCAAUAGCACGGCUCUCAACGCCAACACCAAAGCUACUGCACUGGCUGACCUUAUGGCACACACUCACUUAGAUAACCACAUAGCUCCCCCAGACGUGACAGGCCUCUCGGGGUGCUCGUCGCUGCAUGCGGAGCAGUCCCACGUUGCUUCGGUGCGAGGCGUGUCCCGUGGCUACAACCACCACACCAGCAUCAUGGAGACGGCAGAUGGCUGUGAAUGGAGAGGUGAGGGAUCCCUCAUUUUGAUGAAUGGUGUUCCAGUCAACAGCCGCGUCUCCUCCAAAAUCCAGCAGCUGCUCAACACACUGAAAAGACCGAAGCGACCACCAUUACGAGAAUUCUUUGUGGACGACUUCGAGGAGCUCAUGGAUGUCCAGCAACCCAAUCCAAACCAGCCAAAGCCAGAAGGCCAGCCGAUGUGUCCCCUUGAGGGAGAUCCUCUCGGAGUGGUCACCAACUGGCCUCCCUCAUUGACAGCAGCCUUGCAACGUUGGGGGACCACACAGCCCAAGAGCCCUUGUCUGACAGCACUUGAUAACGCCGGCAAGCCUGUCUACACUCUCACCUAUGGUAAACUAUGGACCCGCAGCCAGAAACUUGCCUACACACUUCUCAACAAGCUGAGCACGAGGAAUGAACCUUUGCUUAUGCCUGGAGAUAGGGUUGCACUUGUGUUCCCUAACAACGACCCUGUGAUGUUCAUGGUGGCUUUCUAUGGCUGUCUGCUGGCAGAACUGGUGCCUGUACCCAUUGAAGUGCCGCUGACCAGAAAGGAUGCUGGAAGUCAACAAAUUGGCUUUCUGCUUGGCAGCUGCGGGGUGACGUUGGCUCUUACCACUGACGCUUGUCAGAAAGGUUUACCCAAAGCGCAAACGGGUGAGGUAGCCACAUUCAAAGGCUGGCCCCGGUUGCUGUGGUUUGUGACAGAUGGAAAACAUGUUGUAAAGCCUCCCAAAGACUGGCAUCCUCCAAUACGUGAAGCAAGCAAUGACAUAGCCUACAUAGAAUAUAAAACCAGCAAGGAGGGAAGCACCAUGGGGAUCACAGUGAGCCAUUCAGCAAUGCUCGCUCACUGUCACGCUCUCACACAAGCCUGCAGUUACACUGAAGCUGAGACCAUAACCAAUGUGUUGGACUUCAAGAGAGAAGCUGGUUUAUGGCAUGGCGUUCUCACUAGCGUCAUGAAUAGGAUGCAUGUGAUCAGCAUUCCUUACUCCUUAAUGAAAGUCAACCCUCUCUCGUGGAUACAGAAGGUUCAUGCAUACAAAGCACGGGUGGCCGUGGUGAAGUCCAGGGACAUGCACUGGUCUCUGCUGGCUCAAAGAGACCAGAGAGACAUCAGCUUGAGCUCACUGCGGAUGCUGAUUGUAGCCGAUGGAGCCAACCCAUGGUCAAUAUCUUCCUGCGAUGCCUUUCUCAACGUGUUCCAGGCACGUGGGCUACGACCUGAGGUGAUCUGUCCAUGUGCCAGCUCUUCCGAAGCCAUGACUGUCGCCAUCCGCAGACCUCCAGAAUUGGGUGUCCCUUCACCGGGCAAGGCAGUCCUGUCAAUGGGUGGGCUGAGCCACAGCGUGAUCCGCGUGGACACUGAAGAGAAGCUCUCUGUCCUCACCGUGCAGGACGUGGGACAGGUCAUGCCCGGAGCUUUGGUGUGUGUGGUGCGAGCGGAGGGAACGCCGUACCUCUGUCAGACAGAUGAGGUGGGAGAAAUCUGCGUGAACUCGAAGUGCACGGGUGCAGCCUAUUACGGCCUCCAGGGCAUGACCAAGAACAUAUUUGAGACCACCCCAAUCACGUCGGCUGGAAUUCCAGUCACUGACCGAACCUUCACCAGAACCUCACUGCUGGGUUUUGUGGGACCAGACAACCUCGUGUUCGUCGUAGGGAAGAUGGAUGGAUUGAUGGUGGUCAGUGGGCGGAGGCACAACGCUGACGACGUGGUUGCCACGGCGCUUGCAGUGGAGCCCAUGAAGUUUGUUUACAGGGGAAGGAUAGCUGUGUUUUCAGUCUCGGUGCUGCACGACGAGAGGAUUGUCGUGGUGGCGGAGCAGAGACCAGACGCCUCUGAGGAAGACAGCUUCCAGUGGAUGAGCCGCGUCCUUCAGGCCAUAGACAGCAUCCACCAAGUGGGUGUGUACUGCUUGGCCCUGGUGCCUGCCAACACGCUUCCCAAGGCUCCCCUGGGUGGCAUCCACAUAUCAGAGACCAAACAGCGCUUCCUGGAGGGCUCCUUGCAUCCCUGCAACGUCCUAAUGUGCCCUCACACGUGCGUCACCAACCUGCCCAAGCCGAGGCAAAAGCAGCCGGAGGUCGGCCCUGCUUCUAUGAUCGUAGGCAACCUGGUGGCAGGCAAGAGGAUAGCGCAGGCCUGUGGGAGAGACGUGACCCAGUUGGAAGACAAUGAGCAGUUCCUCUACAUUCAAGAUGUUCUACAGUGGAGAGCACAGGUCACUCCUGAUCAUCCCCUGUUCCUUGUUCUCAAUGCCAAGGGCACGGUGGCGAGUGCGGCGUCCUGUCUGCAGCUCCACAAGCGGGCUGAGCGCGUGGCUGCGGCUCUGAUGGGACGCCUCAACACUGGGGACCACGUCGCACUUGUCUACACACCAGGAAUCGACCUGAUUGCCACUUUCUAUGGCUGCUUGUAUGCUGGCUGUGUCCCGGUAACAGUCAGACCUCCACACCCACAGAACCUGGCCACCACCCUUCCCACCGUCAAGAUGAUUGUUGAGGUCAGUAAGUCAGUGUGCAUCCUGACCACACAAGCAAUAAUGAAGCUGCUGAAAUCCAAAGAGGCCGCCGCUGCAGUGGACGUCAAGAGCUGGCCAAUGGUGCUGGACACAGAUGACCUCCCCAGAAAGAAAAGUCCUCAGAUCUACAAGCCCCCAACCCCGGAGAUGUUGGCUUACUUGGACUUUAGCGUUUCCACCACAGGCAUCCUGGCAGGAGUCAAGAUGUCCCACGCGGCCACCGGUGCCUUGUGUCGCUCCAUCAAACUGCAAUGUGAGCUCUACCCUUCUCGCCAGAUCGCCAUCUGUCUGGACCCAUACUGCGGCCUGGGCUUCGCUCUCUGGUGCCUGUGCAGUGUGUACUCUGGCCACCAAUCCAUCUUAGUUCCCCCUCUGGAGCUGGAAAGCAACGUGUCCGUGUGGCUGGCCGCAGUCAGUCAGUAUAAAGUGCGCGUCACCUUCUGCUCCUACUCAGUCAUGGAAAUGUGCACCAAAGGCCUGGGCUCACAGACGGAAGCACUACGGCUGCGGAACGUCAACUUGUCGUGUGUGCGCACGUGCAUGGUGGUAGCAGAGGAGAGGCCUCGCAUCGCGCUCACGCAGUCCUUCUCCAAGAUCUUCAAGGACCUGGGGCUUUCGGCGCGCGCCGUCAGCACCACCUUCGGUUGCAGGGUGAAUGUGGCCAUAUGUUUGCAGCCCAACAGGUUAGGCAAACUGGUCGAGCAGGGCACAGCGGGACCGGACCCCACGACGGUUUACGUGGACAUGAGGGCUCUGCGACACGACAGGGUUCGCCUGGUUGAGAGGGGUUCCCCACACAGUUUACCCCUGAUGGAAUCCGGCAAGAUCCUUCCUGGAGUCAAGGUCAUUAUUGCCAACACAGAGACGAAAGGGCCCUUGGGAGACUCUCAUCUUGGAGAGAUCUGGGUGAGCAGUCCUCACAAUGCGACGGGCUACUACACAGUCUACGGAGAAGAAGCGCUGCACGCAGACCACUUUAACACCAAGCUGAGCUUCGGGGACACGCAAACAGUGUGGGCGAGGACGGGCUACUUGGGCUUCCUGCGACGCACCGAGCUGACCGACGCUCGCGGAGAGCGCCAUGACGCCCUGUACGUGGUGGGCUCUGUCGAUGAGACCCUCGAGCUGAGGGGAAUGCGCUACCACCCAAUCGACAUCGAGACGUCCGUCAUCCGCUCCCAUAAGAGCAUCGCUGAAUGCGCCGUGUUCACUUGGACCAACCUACUUGUGGUGGUGGUGGAGCUGGAGGGCUCCGAGCAAGAGGCCCUGGACCUGGUAGCCCUGGUCACCAACGUGGUGUUGGAGGAGCACUACCUCAUCGUGGGCGUGGUGGUGGUGGUCGACCCCGGCGUCAUUCCCAUCAACUCCCGAGGGGAGAAGCAACGCAUGCACCUGCGAGACGGAUUCCUGGCCGACCAGCUCGACCCCAUAUAUGUGGCGUACAACAUGUGAGGUCUCGACCGCAGGACGUGCCGGGGAUUCCUCGCCUUUCAAAUGCCAAAUGUGUUUUGUCUGCUGUGGGCCAGGAGUGACACCAGUAGCUCUGCCGUGACUCGUCUGUGAUUAUGUCCCCAACCAUCACCAUUACACGUGUUGCAUUAAUUAACAGAGAACUAGGGAGCGGGGGGGCUAUCCACCAGGUACAGUGGAUAUAAAAAGUCUCCACACCCAUGUUCAAAUGCCAGGUUUUGGUGAGAGGAAAUUAAAACCAACUUUUCCACGGUUAAUUUGGCCUGUAGCCUGUGCAACUCAAGGGAAAGUAAAAAUAUCUCCCCGAAAAACACUAUGCUGUUUUGAACUGUAUAGGGAACAUAAUUCCCUCCAUCAUGUCUAAGACCGACCGCAGUUCCAUUUUUCGAUAGUUGUAAAAAAAAAAAGUUAAGAGACAAAUUUUUUUGUAUCACAAAAAUCUGGCAUUAUGAACAGGGGACUUUUAUAUCUACUGAGGUUCUACAGUGCUCAGAAAGUAGAGCUCGGCAUUUCCUUGAUUGUUUUUUGUAACCUGUAAUUAUUAUUAUUUUUUUUUUUUUUGGGGGGGGGCGGGGUGUCGGGGGCGGUAUAUGUCUGGGAAUGUCUAGCUCCUGUUUCCACUGCAGUUUUCAGCAGAAUAAUGCUAAGCAGAGCAGCUCAACUUCGAGUUGUGCCACAGCGGAGGUCUGUUUCAGAGCAGCUCAACUUCCCUUUUGUUCUUCUUCAGGAGACAAACUCGUUGAGACUUUCUCGACAGCGCCUCUGCAGGUUGCAGCCAAGCUGUGCGCUUCCUUUUUGCCUGGCUCGCUUCAAGACACUCAAUUGCACACAAAAUUCUUCGGAAUAUUAUUCCCAUCUCUAUGACAGACGUUCUGGUUCCGCUCAAAUCUUGUGAUAUAGUUUUGUGUGUUCCCUUUUGUAUGUAAACUCAAUGCAAUAUGACUGAUGUAAAGUAUGUGGCUUUGGGAUGACGUGGUGUCCAGACGGCAUGGUGACGGCAAGGACCAUGCCUUGUGUUUUUUUUGGUUUUUGUUAAUUUUUUAAUUUUUUUUUUUUCAAUCCCAGCUCUGCUUGAAUUUCAUUUAGUCCCGUUCGGCAGCUGUCAGAUUCGGAGGACAUAUGCAGAAAGGAAGUACAGGCGGUCCUUGGUUGUACGAUGGACUUGUGUUCCUACGGCGACGUAACCCAAAUCUGUACGUUAGUUGGAAUGCGCCGUAGAAAAAUCAAUAUCCUAAGCUACUGCAUUCGUAAAGUCAUAAUUACACCUGAGAAUCCAACCCCGAACUUCAGAGCUGUGAGGCAUAUAAAACAAAUGAAAAACGGUAAAUACGCCGCAAACUGAGCAGGCCUCCAUUUGCCUCGUAACCAUCUUGUAAUCAUAGUUUGUUGCGAACUUGAAAUUUCCUAUGUCGCCAACCGAGGACCCCCUGAAUAUAGCUCUUGCUCCUAUUGCACACACAGUGCGGAAAAUGUGAACAUACUUGAUCCUCAGCCAUUACAAACGAAACACUCCAUAUAUACACUAUUCGCAAAAAGUUUGGGAUAUUGAGCUUUAGGGUGAAAUUUCAGGAUGAACCUAAAAUGCACUCAGGUGAACUUGAGUUGACCUUUUGAAGGCAAGUGUCCAACUGUUCCAUGUUUCAGUAUUUUUUUUUUUACACAACUUGUUCUCCAUCAAGGAGCUGAAGAUUUCACAGGGUCCAUGUAGUUGAAAAUGUAUUGGUCUCAUUCAUUAUGGUGAAUUUUCUAGUUGUCCAAAACGUACUAAACAAUGACCAGGUAGAUGUCCAUUCAAAAGUUCAGAAAAGGUCAAAUUAAAUUUGUGUAAAGGAUAUAGUGCAUGUUAGGUUCGUCCUGCACUGUUUGCGAGCAGCGUACUUUGUUUGUCCGUAUUGCCAGCUGUGAGAAAUGCGUAUUGUAGAAUGAAAAGCAGUUUAAUGCGCACACACUGUUCACAACCUUUGUUUCCAGUGCCAUAAAGUCGAGUGAUUCACGAUGCAUGUGCCUCCCCAUAAAGGAUUCCCAUGACUUUGUUGCUUCUUUGCCUCAGAAACAGGCCUUGAGCAUGCUGCAAGGAUGUACAGGUUUGACGUAAACGACUAAUCGACGCAGGGAGAUGUAACAAGACUGAAGGAAUCUUCUAAAUAUGUGAAAAGUGUCCCUCGCAAACAAUCUGAGACGGACUCAAGAUUGCGAGGAAAGGAUACAAAGUGUUACUUUUUAUAGGACGAAUGAACAGGAAGCAAAGUAGCAGAGGACCGUUCUGCUCAAGUGACUGCAAGGAUGUCACGACGUGUUGUAUAACGUGGAAAUACAUUUUGUCUGAUAUACGGUAAGGUGUCAUUAUUUUCAUAACACAAUUUCUUAAUGAAUAAAAACGAUUUUAACUUAA
Molecule: messenger RNA, 7676 nt
Organism: Phyllopteryx taeniolatus (common seadragon)
Lineage: Eukaryota; Metazoa; Chordata; Actinopteri; Syngnathiformes; Syngnathidae
Gene: dip2a
Product: disco-interacting protein 2 homolog A
Exons: 40
Coding region: 434-5266 (1610 amino acids)
Cellular component (GO): cell surface
Source: RefSeq, a predicted model, not a curated record